Molecule: messenger RNA, 1008 nt
Organism: Staurois parvus
Lineage: Eukaryota; Metazoa; Chordata; Amphibia; Anura; Ranidae
Source: the annotation of a GenBank genome assembly
CAGAGCCUCACAGCCUUCACUAUCAUUUUACGACAGACUCCUCUCCUGGAGCUGGGCACCCAUCCUUUCAAGCGGUGGGUUACAUAGAUGAUAUACAGAUUUCACGAUAUGACAGUAAGACCCGGAGAGUACAGCUUCUCCAGCCCUGGAUGAAGACUGAUAUAAAUCCUCAGCAUUGGGAGAAUCAGACCCGGAUCGCUCAGUAUUAUGAAGACAGGCAACAAGAGAUCACAGAUGAUGUAAUGAAACAUUUCAAUUACACCAAAGAUGGAAAUGAUGGGUUUGUUUUUACAAGUUCGAUUUUGGUGCCUGACAUCUGGAGAUGAAGAUGAGAACUAUAGCGGAUAUGAAGAGUUUGCAGCCAAUGGGGAUAAUUUUAUAGCCCUGGAUACAUUUAUGUCCAAGUAUGUCCCCCUGAUGGCUAAUGCAAAGAAAAUGGCAGAUGUCUGGAACAGACGCAAGUCCAGUGCUGAAAAGCAAAAGGGGUAUAUGGAGCAUGAGUGUAAGAGGUGGUUCAAGGUCUACCUGCACCAUAUGAAAGAGAUCUUAAAGCCUGUGCUUCCUGAAGUAAAGGUUUGGGGUCAUCAUCGGUCAGGGGAGAUGACAAGUCUUCAGUGCCUGGUGUACGGGUUUCACCCCCGAGAUGUGGAUGUGAUGUGGAUGAGGAAUGGGGAGGACCAUGUUCCUUCAGAUGAAAUGAGUCCAAUUCUCCCCCAUCCUGAUGGCACCUAUCAGACCAGAGUUAGUGUGGAAGUGCCAACCAAGGAGGGAGACACUUACUCCUGUCAUGUGGACCACAGCAGCCUGGAGGAUGUUCUUAUUGUGAAUCUGACCGAACAGGAUAUUCCAGAAUCUAAAAUGGAAAAACGUGGGAUCAUCGGACUGUGUAUUAGCAUUAUUUUCAUUCUUUUGGUGAUUUGUGGUUUUGUAAUCGUUACAAAGAAAAUUCUUUCAAGACGUGGAGAGCCUGGAAAAAUAGAAGUGGAGAUGGAGGAAAGCGGCAGUUGA